CCGGAUAGCACGGACCCUGGACCAAUGACGCAUUGGUCUGGCUUCUGUGUGGGCUCUUAGACCGCGCGGUCUAAGGCACUGCAUCUCAGUGCUAGAGGCAUCACUACAGACACCCUGGUUCGAAUCCAGGCUGUAUCACAACCGGUCGUGAUUGGGAGUUUCAUAGGGAGGCGCUUGUCAGGGUUUCUAAAUCCCCGUUCAAAGCCACUGCGAAGUCGGCUCAAAACAACAAUGACUUAAUUACUAUUAUUCUGUGUUUUCCCAAAACGCUUAUAUGCCUUCCCAAUGAAAAAUAGAUAGACAAUUCAAAAAUGUAUUUAAUGUAAAAGAGAUCUAUGUUUAUGGACGAUGCACCAUAUUGACAAAAUGACGGAGCGAUGCAGAUUACUGUUCGAUUUGAGAGGGGCGCGCCUCUCCCCGUUUUGGCCCGGUAACGUGACCAGCCUAUGCCCGGUGCCCAGCGGUUCAGCAGAAUCGAAUCCGCCCAUUGGGCAGGACUCAUUUUGACAACGGGAACACUAAACAAAAACAGACAAACAGAAGAACCAUCAAAUAAAAACAGCAAACUAUGUCUCUAUCGGAAUAUUGACCUGCGUACUCAACGUUAUAUUCAGACUCCAACUCGGAUUUAUCCCAAAACUAGUCGUUUCUAGUUAAAGUAUUGGUGAGACUGAUUUCUCCACACUGGUCAUUUCAAACCUCAAGCCAUCUGCCCUCUGCUCGGAGUUCAAUACCCGAGAGGAGGGGGCACCAAUUCAGCCUCAUACAGACAGACAGAUAUAUAGACAGACAGACUGGCAGAAGGACAGACAGGCAUCAGGAUGCCUCUGUUCUUCAGAAAGAGGAAGCCCAGUGAGGACUCCAAGAAGCGUCUGGAGUAUCAACUGUGCCUGUCUAAAGAAGUAGGGGCUGGUGACAUUCUGGACAUCUCCGCUUGUGAGCUCACAGAGGUCCCAACCAGUGCGUUCUCCAUAUGCAAGGUGCUACAGAAGAAGGUCUUCAUUCUCCAUGGAAACCAGCUGAAGUCCAUGGUGCCCAAAGGCUGUUGCAUCAACUUUCUGGUCACACUAAAGGUGUUGGAUUUGCACGAGAACAUGCUGACCGCCCUCCCUGACGAUAUAGGGCAACUGGCAUCCCUGCAGGUGCUGAAUAUAGAAAAUAACCAGAUCAAGGCCCUGCCGGACUCCAUUGGGAAUCUCAGACUUCUGCAGACCCUCAAUGUGAAAGGUAAUUGUCUAAGUCAGCUGCCUACCUCUGUGGGCCGUAUGAGCAGCCUGCGCACACUUGACCUGAGUGAGAACAGUGUGAGGGAGUUACCCCGGGACCUGGCUCUGGCACGCACUCUAGAGAGCCUGACCCUGGACGCUGCUCUCAUGUCCUACCCCCCUGCCUCGGUGUGCACCAUGGGGACUGAGGACAUCCAACGGUUCCUCUGCACUGAGCUGGGGGAGGAGUACUGCCCCUCGUCUCAGUUCCUGCUGCCCGUGCUGGAGAGUGACUCAGGGAAGCAGAGCCCGGACGAUGUGGACAGCCUGGAGGGGGCCUGGCAGAGUAAGUUCAAUGACUUUGAGAAGAGAAAGGAGCAGAAGCACCAGGAGAAACUGGCAUUUGAGCGUCAGCUGGAAGAGAAGCAGAAGGAGCAUCACCAGCUCAUCCUCAUGAACAACUCCCACAAGGAGAACAUCCUGCUGUCUGUCAGACAGGAACAGGAGCGUCUGGAGCUAGGCGUGUCAGUGCAGCAGAGGUUCCAGGAGGUUGAGAGGCAGAGGAUUCUGGGUAAGGUCCGCCAGGCCGAGACGGGCAUCGCUAACCGCAUCAACAACCUGCUACUGGACAACAAACGACAAAGAAAGAGUUCAGAGUUUCUCCAACAGUUGGAGCAGGACCGUAUACGGAUGGAGCAUCUGACGGCCAUCACACAAGAAGAGACCAACUCACUCAGGAAGAGAGAGGUAGCAGUGGCCAUGCAGAAGAUGUUGUCAGAGAGCUGCUCUAUGCGUCUGAUGCAGGAAGCCAGUGACUCACGCAGACAGAGUCUGGUCUCUGAGGCCUGCAGGAGUCUGGAGAGUCAGGACAGGAAGUUCGAUCAGGUGCUUUCGCUCCAGCAGCUAGACAAAUCCAAAGCCAUCGCUUGUAUCCUACAGGAGGAGGAGAUGCAGAAGGCAGCCUUCCAGGCACUGCAGCUGCAGAAGGACAGUGUGCACGGCUACAUCCAACAACAGAUCAGGCUAAUAGAAGGAGAGUUAAUGCAGCUGACUAAACUGGAGGUUAAGAGACACAAUCUGGACGCUGAGAACCUGCAGGAGGUGCUGUGGGAGCAGCGAUCGGCUCUCAGUGACCUGCUGCAGCAGCUGCUGAAGGAGAAGGACCAGAGAGAGGUGGAGCUGAGACAGGUCCUCCAGGAGAUGGAGCUGAAGAGUGACUCCAACCAGCAGAACUACUGGCUGAUCCAGUACCAGAGGCUGCUGGACGCCAAGCCUCUGUUGCUACGCAUGCAGGAGGUUGGUGUGGAGAGUGACCUUGUCAGUCUGCUGUGUAAGCUGUCAGCCCAGCACUAUCUCCCCAUCAUGGCCCACCACAGAGUCACUUCCGAGGCCCUGCGCCACAUGACCACCAAAGACCUCCGCAAGCUGGGAAUCAAUGAGAUGGGUAUCCAGAAGGCUCUUCUCAACUGGGCCAGGGAGCAGCCCACCACGCCUUCUGAAGGGGCCUGCAAGGCCGAUCCUCAGGAAGAGGAAGCUGUCCCGUCACCAUCUUCUCUGCCCAGCGCCCCCGGCGAGACACCCACCUCCACCCCUCCACUGACCCCCAUCAACCCCUCAGCCCCCAGCCUCAUAGAUGGCCCGGGUAGCUCAGAGUGUGUGGUGUGCAUGGAGACAGGGUCUCAGGUAAUCUUCCUGCCCUGUGGCCACGUGUGCUGUUGCCAGAUGUGCAGCGAUGCCCUCCAGACCUGCCCCUUGUGUCGCAGCAACAUCGCCCAGCACCUACGCCUCUACCACGGCUAAAGGGACCUUCUUUCCAACCCUCUGAGGCCUCAAUGUGGCCUUGGAGAGCCACAAGCACUCUACCUGCAGGCUUUUGUUCCAGCACUCACUUCGUCUUAUGCCUGGCAAUAUCUGCAACUCUUAUCAUACAAGUCUAGGAAAUAGCCUGUUUUCUCAUCUUUAACUCUGUCUACCAAGUCACUUUUUUAUUCACAUUUUGUGACCCAAAAGGGACAAGGUCAAUCAAUGACUGUUAGGUGUGGUGGGGGGUAGAUGUCUUGCCUUAGUGAAAUAACUGUCUGAGGGACUGUACCUUUGCUCACUCCUCUCUUCAUAGUUGAAAUAGUGGUUGGCCACCCUUUAAAAUGCAUCAUCAUACAUAUCUAUGCGCAUCCAUCCAAUGGUAACCAAUGACACUUUUCUGAUCUCUCUCUCUUUCUCCAUUCAAGUGCUCUUAUAGUCAGUCAUUUGUAAACAUAGCAUGCUACAGGUUAUAGGAAACGUAUAUUGUACGGAAUGAUACCAUCAAACAAUCUGAGUGUUAAAAAUAUGCUGAAUAUGAAGACAUUUAAUGAUAUUCAAUUCGAAAUUGUAAUGUUGUGAUGUAAGUGUUAUGUUCCUUUGCUGGUUAUGUGAUCACUUUCAACUUGUGUGUGUAUUCAGCUUCUGAAUGUGUUCUCUUGGUUGGUUCAAUAGACGCUAUCAUACUCUCUCCUAGCAUUUGCCACAGUAGAUCACCUAUAUGUACUGUCAAUGGCUUUUCACGCACUGAGCCGAGCUGAACUGGGCUGGGCCCGGUUUCCCAAAAUCAUCUUGUGGCUAAAUGAAUCGUAAGAACCUUCGUAGGAGCGUUGUUUCCCAAAACCAUCGUUACUAAAGAUGCACUUAACGCUUGUUAUUUAACGGUAGCCUCAGACCACUUGUAGAACAGCUAAGUGCGUCGUAAUUUUUUUUUGCCCUUUCAGUUUAUACACGAUCUACGGAUGUUUACCUGUGACCGCCGAUAAAUACAAAGUUGCCAAUGUCUUUGCAAUUGUUACAUACACGCGAAUGAUACAAAUUAAAACCGAGAUGUGUUGGCUAAAUAGGCCAAUAUGUAAAUCAAUUUCAUGUUAAUUCCAUCGAGUUAUAUUUUGCUCAUUUUAGUGCUGUCUAAUUUUCCUCCAUUGAAUGUAUAACGUGCGCACUGAUGUUCCAAAGCUACGACUGUGCAUUAUUAUAGGAUAGCCUCAACAUUGGAAUAAGCCGUCUCAAUAUUUGCAGCCAUAUGGUGAUAUUUCGGAGCUGAUCCGUCGUCGUAUUGUGGAACAAUUUGAAUGGAGAAAGCUGAUCCAAGGGCAGCACUGCCUUUGUUUCGACACCACCAGUAUAAAAAAAUGCUCCAACGACGCACUUAGUGAAUGUUCCCAAUGUAGUGCUUUGGGAAACAUGAGAUUUCUUCGGUCGUUAUAGGAACGAUCCAUCGUUAAAAACAUUCGUAAACUUAAAUUGCAUCGCUAUCGGGAAAACCCGGGGCCUGGUCUGGUUAGGCGUCUACCAUGUCAUAAGAAAAUCUCUGGUUAGGUUUGGCAAACUUGUGUGAAAAGAGUAUCAGUGUCAGGUACAUGAUCACUUAAAGCUGCUCUAGAAUGUAAAUAUAUACAGAAAAAUGUAUAGAAUAUAUCCUUUAAUUUGUAUGCAGUCAAAUAUAAUAGUUACACUGCAAACAAUAGCAUGUUAUACACACCUGUUUAAUAUUUACUUAUUGCAUAGAUUGAUAUACACUAUUGGAAGGAAACUGAACAAACGAAAUGGGCAGAUAAAAUAUAUGUGGGUGUCAUUUGAUGCAGUGGGCAUAGCCUGGCACCUAGCCUCGAUGGAAACCAUAUCGCUAAUUUAAGAUUAUCACAUGGUCAGGCUUCCAGCCUCAGAUUUAUGCCUGCAUCGCUCUCGGUCUUCUAUGCAUUAAAUGCUGAACUUUCUAGAUGUUAAACCACUUCAGUCUAUUUCAUGUAUACUUCUUUCAUUCCAGUGUUGGUAAGUAUGGGUUGUCAUCACUUAGGUAACACUCCGUAUCCUGCUAUAAUGACCAUAGGAAUUCAUGCAUUAAAAGAAGGCAUGUUUAUAUAGCCUUGCUUAUAUUGAAUUAUUUCAUGCCAUGCAUGUCACUUUAUGACAAUGUUAUUGCAGGAUACGUGGAGUAACGGUUACCGCCACUUCUCUUCACUGGUAGUUUGAUGGAAAAACCCUAUGCAAAUAAAAUCUGCUCUACCAUU
Messenger RNA from Oncorhynchus mykiss (rainbow trout), 5239 nucleotides. It is a transcript of the gene lrsam1, whose product is annotated as leucine rich repeat and sterile alpha motif containing 1. Gene Ontology annotation, molecular function: protein binding. Gene Ontology annotation, cellular component: cytoplasm. The record is from RefSeq and is a predicted model, not a curated record. Lineage: Eukaryota; Metazoa; Chordata; Actinopteri; Salmoniformes; Salmonidae.